Poecilia reticulata (guppy) is the source of this 1304-nucleotide messenger RNA. The record is from RefSeq and is a predicted model, not a curated record. NCBI's taxonomy places the organism in Eukaryota, Metazoa, Chordata, Actinopteri, Cyprinodontiformes, Poeciliidae.
AUUCACAUUGGGCUUCUUAACUCUUUGCACAUGGAUAAUGUCAUCUGGCAGCUGGUCUGGGCCGGACCAGCCGACCGCAUUUCACCAGGAUGAACAUUACACAGAAAACGAGACUUUAAGCAAAUCAUGUAAAUGUUCUGUCAUCCACGCCAGUAACAAAACAAAACCAACUUUGGCUUUUAAGGGAUCUUCUGAAACGGUUGCGUCCUUGUUAUGCAUGCUCUAUGAUUCAUGGUUGUACCUGUUGCAACACGCUAAGAACAAUGUGAACGAUGCAGAGGAAAAGAGAGAAAUGGGUCAAUGUGAGGUUCUACAGUUUGAGGUGCAUUUUCUCUCUAAGACUGUCCGUCUUUUACAUACGACGGAGGUGAAAGCAGACUUUCAGUGUACCCGAACCACCAGCUUUGCCCAUCUGCAUUAUUGGAGAACUGUUUAUAGUUUUAGUAUUUUCAAGGAGUGUAAUCCCAAAAACAACAUUCUACAGGAUUCUGUGUGUACGGACUUUAAAACCGGAUCGCUGAAAUGCCAAAUCCUUAAAUUGUGCGGCGCGUCCUCUGAUGUGUCAGACAGAGUUUGCCACAGAGUCUGCAGUGGUAAGAUCUUUUCAAUGUUAUUUCAAACAUCCUGCUCAAAAGAGUCAUGCAUGCUUCAAGAAGAAAUGUUCAACUUUCACGUUUGCACAAAAAUAUGGAGAGUGCAUUCAGUCUGCAGCAGAUGCGUUGGAAGAUUUUUCCUGGCCACAGGCCUGUUGAUGCUAAUCUACACAAACAGACUUAAAACAAACUCGGCUGCAUCCGCUCCUAGCAGCAACACCGCGGUGGGGAUGCUGUUCACGACAGCGAUGCGUCAUUCCUCUGACUGGUCCUUGACGGCUUUUCACCUCGUCUGUGUUCUAGCAAAAACUAUUCAUGUUUUAAUUGUUUGCAAGGCUGCGCAUUUGGUCCUGAACAGAUUGUUAAAUUUACGCCUGAAGUCGAUGCCUGUGCCUGUCACUGUGUUGAUUUUUUUGAUGACUUUUAUUGUUACUUUGCUAAAUAAAAACUUGAUAUGCUGGUAUCCAGAUGUCGAUAUGGAGGGCAGAGUUGAAGCGACACUAAGACCAUGGGCUGGUUUAGCACAGUUUGAGUUUCUGGCUUGUUUGUAUUGUUUUUAUUCUCUGCUUCCCUUUUGUUUUCAGUUCAUCCUCACUAAGCUGAACUGUUCACACGUCCUUCUUCAUCUCCAGCUGGUUUCAUACCCACAACAUGUGAGAACACCAAGAAAGUUUGUGCUUUUUGUAAGAAUAUACAGGUUUAUUUAAUUCU